AGAAAAAGUAAACGACGUCGUUUUUGCGGCGCACUCUGCAUAUGAUUCCGGAAGGAAAUCGAGAAAUGAAAGAUGGAAGACGAACUCAACGGCGUCGUUCCAUGUUCUUCCCUCGCCGUCGAAUCCACCAUUCGCGUCGGCACGGCCGGCGCACUCUGGGGCUUGUGUAUGGGUCCGUACAAUUCUCGCAAAAAUGGGCUUAGGGGCGUCGGCCAUGCUGCUUUCGUGGCAAAGUCCGUUGGAAAAUACGGCUUUCAAUGUGGACUUGUUGCUGGAACUUUUACUCUGACUCACUGUGGGAUUCAAAGAUAUAGAAGGAAGAAUGAUUGGUGGCAGGAGCAGCAAUUGCCACGAGGACUAGAAGCUGGUCACAGGUAUUUGGGAUGGCUGCCCUUGUUUCUGCCUUCAGUGCCGCUGCUGAAUAUUCAAGAUCGCUUUAGAAUACCUCUUGUAGGAACCGGAACCGGGAGGAUAAGUUCAGCAAGUUUCCUCUCGUUAUUCAAGGAAGUUGUUUGCAUGUUGGUGUGUUGGAGGAGGGAUCAGAUUCUCACUAUUUUGAUUCAAUCUUGAUAUUGGAGGUAAAUUCUGGUAAGAUAAGCCGGAAAUGAUAUUAAAGUAAUUUCCACUGUCCUGAUCUAUAUUACAAUACACAUUUCAGUUUUCCAUAUCAGAUGAUGAAACAUUAUAAAGUAACUGAGAUUCUCUUUCUUUCUCGAGUUUA
Momordica charantia (bitter melon) is the source of this 721-nucleotide messenger RNA. RefSeq names its product Mitochondrial import inner membrane translocase subunit Tim17/Tim22/Tim23 family protein (gene ATOEP16-4). The record is from RefSeq and is a predicted model, not a curated record. Gene Ontology annotation, molecular function: transmembrane protein transporter activity. Gene Ontology annotation, cellular component: TIM22 mitochondrial import inner membrane insertion complex. Gene Ontology annotation, biological process: protein insertion into mitochondrial inner membrane. NCBI's taxonomy places the organism in Eukaryota, Viridiplantae, Streptophyta, Magnoliopsida, Cucurbitales, Cucurbitaceae.